GGGCCCUGCCGCGGCCCUGCCGGGGUCCCCACCCUCAGCCCCUGGGCGAUGCGCGGGGCCGGGCGCCCGCUCCCACCUUCUGGGCCCGGGUGUCAUCGUCCGCUUGGAUCUCAAACUCGCCGUCCUCCGAGUCGCUGCUGCGGGGCUGGGAGGCCGCGCCUCGGCGCCUCCGCAGCCCCUUCUUCUUCCUCCACUGGGCCAUGGGAGCGCGGGACCGAGGUGUGACUUCAGCGUCUGAAGCCUCAGUCUGGUCAUCUGUAGAUUAGACAUAACCGAAGCUACUUCGCAGAGCUGUUAAGAGGAUUAAAUGAAAUAAUGCUUGUAAAGCUUUUUGCGCAAGGGAGCCCUGGAGGCAAGACCCCGCAGGCAAAACAUGCCUGCUCUUACCCAGAACCAUGUGCAGCAUGAAGACCCCCGUGGAGCUGGCAGUCAGUGGGAUGCAGACCCUCCGCCUUCAGCACCAUUGCCAGGGCAGCUACCGGGUCAAGGCCAGGCCGUCAUAUGUGGAUGAGACAUUGUUUGGCAGCCCUGCGGGUACCCGGCCCACACCACCAGACUUCGACCCACCCUGGGUGGAGAAGGCCAACAGAACCAGUGGAGUGGGCACAGGGGCAUCACAGGCCUCAGGGGCCAAUGGCAGCUGUGAGACCACCUCCUCCAGGGGCAACACCCCGACCCUCACACUAAGGAAGAAGAACAAAUACAGAUUGAUCAGCCACGUUCCUUCUUACUGUGAUGAGUCACUGUUUGGCUCCCGACCGGAGGGCACUAGCUGGGAGGGCCCGUGGAUGGCAAAGGGUGAUGCUGCUAAACUCCAUGCCCUCUUCUGGACACCUCCAGCCACCCCCAGGGGCAGCCACUCAUCCCGCUCCCGGGAGACCCCGCUGCGAGCCAUUCACCCAGCUGGUCCCUUGAAGGCAGAGCCCAAGGUGGCAGCAGACUCCCGGAAGCUGUCUAUGGCUGGGUUGGACUCUCCGCACCCUCUGAGGCGGGAACGUUCCCAUUCCCUCACACACCUGAAUGCCCCCAGCGCUGGUCGCCAACCCGCCAGCGCCCUCCACACCAAUGGGCCUCGGGAUUCCCGGCCUUCCCCCUCAGGGGUGACCUUCCAGAGCCCCCGAGUGACUCCUAGGGCCCGCUCCAUUCGUGAUUCAGUGCCAGCUGCCCCCCAACGGGGUGGGGCCACCCAGAAACCAAAGCCCCCUUGGAAAUGAGUUCCUUGGUCCUCCCCUCCUCGAGCUUGCUCAUGGGGUCACAGUGCGGAGCACGGUUUCAGAGGAGGGCACUGGUUGAGGGUGCCCCUAGAGAGACCAGAGUCUCCUAGGUAACCAUGAAGCAUUGGAAAAGCGUUCCUGGGGGCAGACAUAGCGGGAGGAGGCAGUGCCUUCCUUAAGCACCGGUUGCUCCCUACCUUAUACCCAAUGACGGAUUCGGCGGCUGCCCCUUGAGAUGCCUGUACCAGUCUUGCUCUAGCCACAGGCCGUGCCAACCCAGGGGUGCCCACCAGUCCCCCAUCACUCCUGCGACCUUGUCUUGUCACCUGUGUGAAUAAAUGGUGUGCUUGCCAACCUAGGAGGGUCCCUUCUUCCUUCAUGCCAAGCUUCCUGCUCAGGAGGAGUCUCCAGCUGAGUCUGGAGUUUUCCCAGGCACAGUGUAUGGCCUGUGGGGAACAGAGGAUCUGGGUGACUCAUGGGUGGACAUUUUUAAAAAUUUUAAUAAUCUUGUAUUUAUUUCCACAUAUUAAAAAUAUAUCAGUAGCUCAUCAAA
Molecule: messenger RNA, 1767 nt
Organism: Canis lupus familiaris (dog)
Lineage: Eukaryota; Metazoa; Chordata; Mammalia; Carnivora; Canidae
Gene: RITA1
Product: RBPJ interacting and tubulin associated 1
Exons: 4
Coding region: 396-1214 (272 amino acids)
Biological process (GO): negative regulation of Notch signaling pathway; Notch signaling pathway; nuclear export
Cellular component (GO): nucleus; cytoplasm
Molecular function (GO): tubulin binding
Source: RefSeq, a predicted model, not a curated record